Messenger RNA from Aspergillus brunneoviolaceus CBS 621.78, 4011 nucleotides. Its product is annotated as Pfs domain protein. Gene Ontology annotation, molecular function: catalytic activity. Bases 1 to 4011 code for a protein of 1336 amino acids. The transcript has 4 exons. Gene Ontology annotation, biological process: nucleoside metabolic process. Lineage: Eukaryota; Fungi; Ascomycota; Eurotiomycetes; Eurotiales; Aspergillaceae. The record is from RefSeq and is a predicted model, not a curated record.
AUGCACCCAAAGCGUGAAGAAGAUGUGGCAAUAUCGACAGGGAACAAGAUAGCUUUGGGUAAAACCGAGUCCCAGGAGGGCGGCAGUGCUAGUGACGAAAACGACAGGGAAAGCAUCUACUCCCGGUGCUCUAAUAACGGUGAUGGAAUACAGGCAUGUAUGCACGAGCUAGCCGCAGACCUCGCCAAGGCCGUGGAUAUCUACGAUCUGAAUCACGAGGUCAUUCAGGAUAUCGUCAAAGCUCUCCCUGAGCUGCUGACAGCCUUUGCACUGAGUCUAGGCCAAGCAUCCUCCAGUCAAACCCAGCGUGAUAUCAUGGUAUUCAUUCACCAACAUCGACGGUUAAUUGCAACCAUGUUCGAGCAAGCUCUCCUCUCACGCAGUACUGAAUUUCUGAAGCAGCGCUCGGCUAAAGCGAGGUCUGUGGACGAUACGAUGUGGUUUGAGGGUCAGCAGAAUGACGAAGCGUUACACAGCAUGAGCCUCCCUCAUCGUGAACUCGCGGAUCGCCGAAAAAGCCGCAUGAAGCAGAGUGAAACCGUCAAGUCCGGUGAAGACACAACCACUGCGAAUAACAAUUCUGAGGCUGGCAGCAGUCGCUCGCAAACGCAGAACUAUCUGCUCUUGAUCCAGGCUAGUUCUGCAUAUUCAUUGCUGUUGAAGAGGAUUCGACGUGAGCGUAUGAUCGCACUGCCAGGACCAAGACAUGGAGCCAGGAUCCGCGAAACGAUUCUUGAGGCUCUGCCUAAGACUCAACGGAUCAGUAGAAGAGCCCCCAGUCAGAGCUUCAAUAUCACACUCAAGACGUAUUGGGAUCCGGUCAUUUUCAUGGAGGAGCAGCGGUAUGAAGAGACAGCAGACUACGCAUUUGAGAGAGUUAUUACAACAACCGGCUGCUUUUCUUCAGCACAGGCCCUGACCAUUUGGGAAUAUAUGGACCAAACGUGGCCUUGUACAGGUUGCGACGUGUUGAGCCUGGUGAAGACAACCAUAACCAAGGGGGUCAAGGAACCUGUUACCCUUGUAGACGGUACUCGAGUCACUUGUACCCGAGGCACAUUUGCAGAGGAACGGUCAUCGCGCCAAAUGCUCUUCGAAAUCUGCGGAACGGGGCCCGCCAUUGCAGAGAUUGGCGAGCAGGUAGCAUGGAUGGCCUCCGCGUUGCGGACCUGUCCUUUGGAAGGGAUGGUUGUCUAUAGCAAGCCUAUCGUGCAUACCACCAGGCCGCAUUACGGUGGUCACAGUCCACAAUCAGCUUUUCUAUUUGAGCUCACAGUUGAACUCAGGGAGAGUAUGAAGAGCAUAGAGCCCCUUAACGGGCAGUGCUGGCACAGAAUGAUGGCGAGUCCAGUGGUAGUGGAAGGUUUCCCAAUCCGUCGGCGACCGUCGCACGCGUCCGAGGGUCUGGAAUUACCGCUAGGAAUGCUGGCUCAGCUGGUUGAUACGACUCGAGUAUCCCGAUUUGACGAAAAGACACUCUUGAAGGGGUUUACCAGCAUAGCUAUUGUGACUGGCUAUUCCCAGAAUAUUGUCUCAUGGCAUUUCACUCAGGAGAACCGGGGCCGUAUGUCUCAUUUACGCAGCGAAGAGUGGCCAGGUCUCUCUGUUGCAGUCCAUGCCCUGAAGGCAGCUCGGCAUGUAGUAGGUUGGUGUCCAGAGAUAAAGCUAUUUGCAGGUCAACAGGGUGCGAGCUACAGCAUUGGAAAUACCGGACUACCAUACACUAUUGAAGAGCAAGAGCUUUUCAGUACCUCCACGCUCUCUGCAGGCCCAAUAUUGGCAGACGGCAUACGCCCUGUCCUAGGUCAAAGAGACAUUAGAGCACCGCGAUCGUCAUUCAUUAAGAAGAUGAAAUGGCUCUUUCAAAAAUACGUUGUUCUAUGGGAUGAAGCGGAUCAAAGAGGAUGGCUGGUUAACGGAGCUAGCGCUCUGCUACAUCUUAUCCGAGCAUCGAUUUAUGAAGACCGCCGUGAUAGUAUAUCUGAAGCCGCUCGCCAUUUGCAUGAGGACCAGCUACACGAGGCUAAACGGCCGUAUCAAUGGGACUCAGCUUUUCAACUGCUAGUUCAUCCGAUCAAUCGCAAGAUAAACAUGUCCGGGAGCGGAGAGAAUUUAAUUACGUUUCAAGACCGUGCUGAAGACUACUUUACCUUGCUGGAACAAGCAAUAGACAUUCAGCUCAGAGCCACAAGUCGGCGCGGGACGGCUGGUAAAAAGCCAAGGUCUUUGCUGGGCGGGUGGGAUUUCCGGGACCUCACGACGGAGGACAAUCCUAUUUACCUGCGACAGACAGUUCUACCACUUGAAGGUCGAUCCUGGGUGGACUUAACUCGUGCGAUUUAUGCAGUCACGUUAUUUGGUCGGGGCUUCGGUGACAUCAUACAACCUGCGAACUGGCCACAACCAUUUGCAGAAUGGAACACAGUCCCGACUGGCAGGUUCUAUCUCACGGCCAGCGCUCGAGAUAUCAGAAAUAUAGCGGAGGCAAACGGUGACCCGGACUCUUAUCCCGCAAGACUGACCCAUGACCUGCUUUGGUGCUCUACAAAGGCCAGCAGCACACAUCCAUUGCAAAAAUUCGAGGAGAGAUCCAAGAGCACGGAGCAUGUUGACAUGCUUGUACCUGUCGCGAUGUUGAGCGAAGCUCAAGAGACGACCGUGGCCUCAGAUUGGGACGUAGGGGCUAUGAUCUUUGGGUUUAACCCGGACGAUGCAUGGUAUUGGGCCGACUACGGAUAUCCAACUAGGUCUAAGCCUGCCGUUCAAGAAUUGGGACCAGACUACUUCAAAGACAGCGCCGGUGAUAGUCAAAUUCCAUCGAUCUAUACGGGUGUAAGGCGUUCAUCGGCAUGCGGGGCGUCUCAGACGAUGGAGCAGGGGCUCUUCAACUUGGCAAAUACCACAGCUGGCCCGUCAGAACACAUUCUCCAUCAGCCGUCCAAUAGAAAGCUGACACUCGCUCACUACACGGUCGGAAUCAUUUGCGCCUUACAACAUGAGCUGAUGGCAGUCCGUGUUCUUUUCGACGAGGUCUUCGAGCCGGUCACAAUGCCAGCUGGGGACCACAACCAUUACGUUCUGGGCCGCAUAGCAGAGCACAACGUGGUCGGCGUCUGCCUACAGCACGGCUCAGAUAGCACUGAAUCCGCGCGGAAAAGUGUCCACUACAUAAAGCACAGCUUCCCCGGGAUACGUUUCUGUCUCCUAGUUGGCAUGGGCGCAGGAACGCCCUUCGACGCGCACGACAUCCGACUAGGCGAUGUUAUCGUCAGCGACCCCCGCCGCCCGUACUCGGGAGUCAUACCGUACGACAUCACCCAAACCCCCCUAAGCGGACCUCUCACGCUCAACGGAUUCCCCCUCCCGCCGCCCACCGACCUCACACAAGCAAUCAGCGCCCUCGAAUCCAACCCGGACGGUGCCACCGCCUCCCUAGAUCGCUACAUCCGCCAGAUCGAGCUCCUCAAAAUCCAAUAUCAACACCCAGACCCCGACCCCGACCGCCUCUUCCUCAGCUGUUACUCCCACGCCCUCCCCAGCGACCCCGACUGCCACCGCUGCUGGUCGAUGUUCGAGCUCCGCCGCCCGCCCCGACCCACCCUCCAGCCCUGCAUCCACUACGGCCUCAUCGCCUCGAGCACCGCGAUCCCGCGCGCGGGCUACCACCGCGACCUCCUCAUCAAGGCGCACAACAUCCUAUGCUUCGAGACGGAAGCCGCCGGCAUCGUCGAUGUCUAUCCAUGUGUCCUGAUCCGCGGAAUCUGCGACUACGGCGACUCGCACCGGAACACCCGGUGGCAGCACUACGCGGCUGCGACGGCGGCGGCGUAUGCGAAGGUGCUCUUGGCCAGUGUGAAUGGUGCCGAUAUACAUGGGUAUGGGCAUGCGCAUAUGUAUGGGAAUACGAUUGGCGGGAGAGACCCAGUGGAGCGGAAGAGACGGCGGGAGUCGCCUGAUUCCGGGGCGGGGGUGGGCUCGUCGAAGCGUCCUGGUAUGUUCUAUGGGGCUUGA